CCAUUGCUUCCCCCACUCCCUCUCUCUUUCUUCUCGCACGAGACUGCUACCCUCCCCUUCUGGUCGCCGUGCGCCGCCUCCAUCGCCGUGCGCCGCCGUGACCCGUUGGUUCAAGACCAAGGCUUUCCGGAUUACUUCUGAAACUUAGACCGGAUUUUCAUGCUUCUGUGUGCAUCAGUGCGUGGUAAAGAGUUUUAUAGAGGAUUUGGGGAUUCUGCUGUCUACUUGUGGGACUAGGUUGAACAGAACACUGGCGUCCGCUGUAGGAUCGGGAAAUGUCAAAUCAUCCGGAGCUCUGUGGAUGGCGGCGUAUGGCUAUUAAUUAAAGAAACUGAUUCAUUGUAUUGGUCUCAUGAGAAGAAAAGGAAUUCAGUGAGCUCUUAGCCAAUCUCUAUGCUAGAGUUCUGCAAAUGUGCUUUCCGUCAUGUGAUCAAUGCCCACCAACUGCUUUAUUAUACUUAAACACCUGCAUGUAUAGUGUAUGCGAUCUUUUUCAUGUUAUUUGCUUCAGAGUGACUUUUUUGUUUCUCAAAUCCAGAAAUUCAUCCCCAAGAAAUGGAAACAAAAUGUCAAGCCAUCAAAAAAUGGAAGCAAACAUCCAUCUGACUAUAAUUACCAAGGGCCAUGGCUAGAAUCACACCAAAAUAGUGAACAUUAUGAUUCUAUGGUUGAUUCUUUCUUCACUUCCCUGAAAGAUUUUGCAGCCAAAGGCAGUCUUUUUCAAGCCUUCAAGACCUUUUCCCUCAUCCAAUGCCAUUCUUCUUCUUCUUCGUCACUGUCUGACCUUAUUUUGCAUUCUUUGUCUUAUCUCUUGUUAUCUUGCAAGAACACAAAAUCACUUUCACAAGGUAAACAAAUUCAUGGCUACAUAAUCUCUGCAGGUUAUGAUGAACAUCCUGUUUUGGUUCCCAAGCUAAUCACCUUUUACUCAGCUUUCAAUCUCCUUGGUGAUGCCCACAUUAUAACUGAGACAUCAAAAAUACAGCACCCUUUGCCCUGGAACUUGCUUAUCUCUUCUUAUGUCAGAAAUGGGCUUUCUGGGGAGGCUUUAUCUGCCUAUAGGCAAAUGGUAAACAAGGGGAUUAGGCCUGAUAACUUCACUUACCCAAGUGUUCUCAAGGCUUGUGGUGAUGAACUAAAUCUAGAAUUUGGUAGGGAGGUGCAUAGCUCUAUUAAUGCUAGUGGCCGUGGCAGGUGCUUGUUUGUGCACAAUGCUUUAAUCUCUGUGUAUGGGCGAUGUGGGGAAGUUAAUAUUGCUCGUAAGCUGUUUGACGAAAUGCCUGAGAAGGAUGCAGUUUCAUGGAACUCAAUGAUCUCUGGAUAUGCUUCCAAGGGUAUGUGGAGAGAAGCUUUUGAGCUUUUUGAAAGGAUGAGAAUGGAGGGAAUAGAAAUGAACAUCAUAAUUUGGAAUAUUAUUGCUGGUGGGUGCUUGAAAACUGGAAACUAUAAGGGGGCACUUGAAUUGCUUUCUCAGAUGAGAUUUUGUCACACUCAUCUGGAUUUUGUUGCAGUGCUCAUUGGUCUGGGUGCAUGUUCCCGUAUUGGUUUACUAAAAUUGGGGAAAGAGAUUCAUUGUGUAGCAAUUCGUAGUCAUUUUGAUGAAUUUGAUAAUGUUAAAAACACAUUAAUCACUAUGUAUGCCAGGUGCAAAGACCUUGCACAUGCAUAUACUUUGUUCAGGCCAGGAUGUACUAAAAGUGUAAUGACUUGGAAUUCCAUUAUUUCUGGUUACACGUACUGGGACUGCUCUGAGGAAGCCUCCUUUCUAUUUAGGGAAAUGUUGCUUUCUAGAGUUGAACCUAAUUAUGUAACAAUAGCAAGUAUUCUUCCCCUUUGUGCCCGAGUGGCAAAUCUACAACAUGGUAAGGAGUUCCACUGCUACAUUACAAGGCAUGUGGAGUUCCAGGAUUAUCUACUACUAUGGAAUGCUCUCGUGGAUAUGUAUGCAAGAUCAGGAAAACUUUUACUAGCAAGGAGGCUGUUUAAUUUGCUGAACAAUAAGGACAAAGUGACUUAUACUUCGUUAAUAGCUGGUUAUGGGAUACAAGGAGAGGGGCAUGCUGCAAUAGAACUUUUCAAAGAGAUGAUCAGGCUUCAGAUAAAGCCAGACCAUAUAACUAUGGUUGCUAUUUUGUCAGCUUGCAGUCAUUCAGGUCUUGUUAGUCAAGGCCAAAUGCUAUUUGGAAAUAUGCUAAGUAUCUAUGGUAUAACUCCUCGUCUUGAGCACUAUGCUUGCAUGGUCGAUCUCUUUGGUAGGGCUGGUUUACUGAAGAAAGCGGAGGAGAUUAUCACAAGGAUGCCUUAUCAACCAAGCCCUGCAAUGUGGGCCACUCUUAUUGGAGCAUGUCGCAUCCAUGGAAACACGGAGAUAGGGGAAUGGGCGGCUGAAAAAUUGUUGGAAAUGAGGCCUGAAAAUCCAGGAUACUAUGUUCUGAUCGCUAACAUGUAUGCUGCUGCUGGUUGUUGGAACAAGCUAGCAAGAGUGAGGACCUUCAUGCGGGACUUGGGUGUGAGAAAGCCUCCUGGCUGUGCCUGGGUUGAUGUGGGUGCUGGAUUUUCUCCAUUCUUAGUGGAAGAUAAGUCACACCCUCAAGCAAAUGAUAUUUACCCUUUGUUGGGGGGAUUAACCAAGCAAAUGAAAGAUGCUGGUUAUGUUGUCAUGCAAGAUUUUGAAUUAGAUGCUGAAUUUGAUGAUGAAUUUGAGGAGUAUGAUGAAGGACAAAACUUGUAUGUGAAAAAUGCAUAGUUGCAUUUGUUAGGUGAAUUCUCGUUGGGAGAGUUUUUUAAAGGCCUCCUUUCAUUCUCGAGGAAAUACACAUUUCUCACUCAUAUUGAGUUGGAGUGACUAUACUUCGGAAUCUGUGGAGAACGACAAGCUCAGAACCUUUUGGUACUCAGAGCCAAUGCCAGAUUCCAAUUUUGGGAGUAACUCUGCUGGAGUGACCGGAUACACCUCUUGUGGUAUGGCAUGUACUUGAGGAGAUGGAGUACAGAGAGGUCCCUCACUUUCAUCUCGCCAUCGUCCGACAACUUUCGCAAGGAGGAGAAAGGUUGAGGCUCAUGGUGGUCAGCCUUCGACCAAUGCAUCCAUUCCAAAUUGGGUGACACAUAUUCCUAAGCAGCCAUCUACACCUGCUUUUGGCUUACCAUCGACGCAAGUGAGCAGCCCUAUCUUAGUACUCCUGAGAAGUCAUUGAAAGAUAAUUUUUUUGGACCAUUUCUUGGAGGUCCUGAAGAUCCAUCAAUUUUGAAGAGCUUUAAAAAACAUGUUGUUAUUGGCAUAUUGGUUAGAGAGAUACGUUCCAUUAAGAAAUGGAUUAUGAAAAAGAUUUUAUAAAAAUAUUAGUUAUUAUAAUUUUAUUAACUAUUUGUUUUAUUUUUGUAACAAAAGAGAGGUUUAUUGAAGUGUAGAAGCCAUAGACAAAAAAAUUCUGAGUGGUCAUUGGAUAAUCAGCAACGUAUUCAGGACAUGAUUGUAGAGUCUCAUUUGGCACCUUUGAUGGAAUGCAUUUAUUGUUUUGCUAAUCCUAUAAUUGUGUCAACUUUUUCAAAGAGAUGGCAACCUGAGAUUAACAUAUUUCAUUUACUUUUUGGUGAGAUGACGAUAACGUUGGAUGAUGUUUCUAUUAUAUUUACGAUAAUAGUCAUCGGCACUCUUAUAUCUGUCCCUCAUUUGACAACUAAUGAAGCACGUGACAUAUUGUGUCGUUCACUGGGAGUGUCAACAAUUGUGGCAGUCGGACAGAUGAAGUAGACAUGGAGACCAUAUGUAAAGUUGGACUAGCUUAAAAAAAUGUUCAAGAAUGUAUUAGCUUUAGCUUCUAAGGAACAGAUCAGUCAUGAUAGUAAGGUGUACUUGUUAUAUUUAUUAGGUUGU
This is a messenger RNA of Diospyros lotus (date-plum), 3877 nucleotides long. Its product is annotated as pentatricopeptide repeat-containing protein At1g71490. The record is from RefSeq and is a predicted model, not a curated record. Lineage: Eukaryota; Viridiplantae; Streptophyta; Magnoliopsida; Ericales; Ebenaceae. The transcript has 5 exons. Gene Ontology annotation, molecular function: RNA binding; protein binding. Gene Ontology annotation, biological process: RNA modification. Bases 482 to 2746 code for a protein of 754 amino acids.